Molecule: messenger RNA, 1887 nt
Organism: Talaromyces marneffei
Lineage: Eukaryota; Fungi; Ascomycota; Eurotiomycetes; Eurotiales; Trichocomaceae
Exons: 3
Coding region: 1-1887 (628 amino acids)
Molecular function (GO): actin binding
Source: RefSeq, a predicted model, not a curated record
AUGCCGUCCAUUCUCAGUGACGCGGAUAAGGAGACGGUCAAGAGGACUGUUCCAAAACCGGGCAACAAGAUCCUCGCCGUCGGUGUCGCGCGACUAUACGUUGCCCAUCCCAAUACGCAGAAAUGGACAUAUACCGGUCUCCAGGGAGCAGCUGUUAUCGCAAAUGACCUGGUUGGUCACACAUUUUGGCUCAAACUUGUGGAUGUUUCACCUGCGAACCGUGGAGUACUCUGGGACCAAGAGAUCUACGAUGGCUUUUCUUAUAACCAAGAUCGUGUCUUCUUUCACACGUUCGAGCUCGAGGAGUGUCCAGCAGCCUUGUCGUUCUCAGAUGAGAAAGAGGCAAAGACCUUUCUAAAAAAAAUGCACGAGCGCGAAAAGCAUGCGAGCAAAGAAACGAAAGCCACCCCAUUUGCCUCGACGCGCGGACAAGGACCGGCGCCCGUAUCCAGCGGAAAGUCCGGCCGUUCACUAUUUAGCGGCCUUCUCGGUAGAAGUUCAUCGAUUGCAACACCAACUAUACCUGCAACACUACCACCGAUUGCUGCUCCAGUACAACCUCCUCCUCCGGUUCUUGCGCCUGCGCCAGUGCACGAAAAGUCGUCCUCAAUAGAUCUUACGGACCCAGAAAUACAAGGUGUUUUGGCGGAACUGCGGCAGAUGGGUAUCACCGAUGCACAAAUCAAAGAUAAUGAGGGUUUUAUCAAAUCAUACAUUCAAAGCCAAGCUGUUGAUGCUUCUAACCGAUCGUCUCCCUCACCUGAAGACCAGAAAAAAGCGAAAGCGCCUCCCCCACCUCCCCCGGCGUUAGCACCACAGCCGAAAGUUGCUACAAUCAGUCCUCAGAACACUGGUGGCAGUGGUGGUAGUAGAAGAGGUCCUCCUCCACCACCCCCUUCACGUCGACGAGCAGACGCCACCCCAGCGCUCCAAGAGCCGGAAGCACCUGCACCCCCACCGCCUCGAGAGCCAUCACCACCACGGCCCAGAUUUCGAGCACCGCCCCCCAUUGCAGAUGCAGGCAGGUUUGCUCAGCCUGUAACGGCACCUGGCAGGCCUCGUGCAGCAUCAGGUGCAACACCUGGUCCUCCUCCACCUCCUAGGCCUCCAAAGACACCAAUGGAUGAAGCUGCAUCGCCACCUCCUCCACCGAGGGGUCAUGGUGUCCCUCCUGCUUUUCAAGGUGAACGUAAAGUCUCGGCGCCUCCAGCACCUCCAAGCCGCAGUCCCGCGCAUGCUCCACCUCCACCGCCGCCUCGAGAAGUCCCUCAAUUGCCACCAAAAAUCCCUCAUGCAGUCGCACCAGCGUCUAUUCCUCCCCCUCCUCCAGCACGAGCUCCUAUCGCUCCUCCCCAGCUUCCUCCAUCAAAUACCCGUCUUGUGCCCCCUCCCCCUCCGGCUCCUUCAUCUGGUGCUCCUCCACCACCACCACCACCUCCUCCCCCUCCACCUUCGUCUGGUAUUCCACCACCACCACCUCCUCCUCCUCCCCCCCCUCCUUCGUCCGGUGCUCCUCCUCCCCCUCCUCCGCCCCCACCACCUCCAGCCAGCUCGGGGGCACCACCCCCUCCUCCUCCUCCGCCUCCUGGAGGAGCAGCACCACCCCCCUUACCUUCUGUCGGCGGUGGUGGUCGAGACGAUCUUCUUGCAGCUAUACGAGCGUCUGGCGGCAGAGGUGGCGGUGGAUUGCGCAAAGUUAACGAUACAGAGAAACGGGAUCGCAGUUCUGCAAUGGUUCCUGGAGGGUCAAACGAAGCAGCGGCAUCAACUCCUAGCGCAGCACCUGCCGGUGGCUUUGCGGGUGCUAUUCAGAAUGCCCUAGACAAGCGGAAACAGAAGGUUCGCGGUAGUGAUGAUGAAAGAGAGGAUGAUGAUGAUGACUGGUAA